AUUAUCGUGAAUUACUGAUUCCGAUACAUACCCCUCACUCCAUUAAAGGGUCACGGACACCUCUGUGCCUUUUUCCGUUGCUAGUCUAAAACGUGACGUGCUUGAUUUACAUUAGCUUUCCUCGCGCAGUACCGUUAACUUCGCGCCUCCUCGGUGUGUUUCUGCCCACUGACCUCCCGCGCGGCUCUUGCGUUUCUCCGGAAGGAUUGGCAACGCGCGCGCCUUGUGCCCGGUGGAUGACUGAAUGCGGAGCCGUGUGUGUGUGAGUGUGUGUGUUUCUUCCAACUAGCGCCUUAACACACGCAACAGAAUUCCUCCAGUCUUCAACGCGGCUGAACGUAAGAGAGGACACCGCGACAGAAAAAUAUAUGACAACGUAACAUCUAUUCUACUCAGUGAAUAGCGGUUGCUGUCUAGUGUUGUGGUCAUUGGGGAGAUUUUCUGCGAACGAAGCAAACCAACGUAGCGCAACGUAAAGACUAUAGGCAGCCAGCCGGCAGCAUUUUUGCAGAGAAUACACUCGCUGCAUUUCCAGUCUACAUUAAACGGGGACGUUGAACGGAAAGGGGGAAGAAAGCCUUGGGAGGAUCUUUGUGAGGAGCCUGUUGCCGUAGGCAACACAAUAACUGUAAUCAGAAUCCUGCUGGCACCCCACCCGCCACUCAAGCUCUGCCCCGCCCACAACCACUCCCCUGCCCCUCCUCCCCGAGCUUCCAUCUCUCCUGAUGUAUUAAAGCACACCUGGGGUUUGAUGGAGAGCUGGUCGGAUGACAGCUGGAACUGUAGUGAUAACCGGAGGAAUUCUGGCUGCAGUGAUACUCCUGUUUAUCAUAGCAGUCCUCUGCUACUGUCGGCUCCAGUAUUAUUGCUGUAAGCACAAUGCUUCUGAACAGGACUCCUGCUCUUAUGGGGACCCCCAGGCCCAGUUCGCCUGCAACGCCUGCAGCGCCCCGGGGGUGGAUGGGGCGGCCGUCACGCCCCUGUGCCUGCCCCCCAACCCCGCCCCGCCUCACAGCUACUGCCCCACCUGCUCCCCGUACGGGAACCCCUUCUACAUCCGCGCGGCGGGGGACGUGCGGAACGGGGGCGAGCGCCUGGCCUACGGCCCCGCCCACUACGAGAAUCGGGCGCUGUCCCUCGCCAUGUCUGCCGUGCGGACGCCGCCACUGAGCGCCCGCGCGCCUCCGGACUGCUACGCCAACACGCGCGCGUUCAGCACCGAGGUCUGACCCACACCCCCCCCAUCGGACCCCCCGGGCCCCCCGUCCCCCUUUUAGGGGUCCCAGUCGUGCUAUGCUUGUGGACCUCGCCUCCUGGACCCUGCCCGGAGCGCCUCGCUGUGGGGCCCCCACGCCCUGGACCGUCCUGAAUGCCCUGGACGGGCGAAAUCGGCAACCUGGAGAACCUCACACCCGGUGCGGGGUGAUCCAGCACCUGUGCGUCUCUAUACAAAAACAAUUUAGUGCAAACGAACAAGCAAGCAAACAAGUAAAUGAAGGAGUGAUUUUUAUUUAUUGAGAGAGAGGACAGAGGGACGAGGUGAGCUGUUUCCUUUUGAUCAUUUUAACCGGAGAACCACGGAGGGGUGUUUCAGAGCUGACUCUAUGCAAGAAACAAAUACUCUAAAUGAGGAUGAGGGGAGCGACAGAGUGCCACAGAGAAAGGGGGAGGAAGGAGGACAGAGAAGGAGAGACUGAGAGACGGAGCACGUCGAUGUGGGUGCCCUUCAUGGCUGUGAAUUCGCACUUUUAUCUGGUCUGAAGUGGGAGUUUUGAGGAGAUGGAGAUGCAAUGGGGAGAGAGGGGUUGAUGGGAUACUGAAGGAGUGGUUUUGGGGGCGGGGCCUGCCAGGGUAUCGUUACACCUAGGCCCCUUACCUGGGCCCCACCUGGAUUUCCCCACAUUCACAACUCAGCCCGAAAGACAAAACUUUUGUCCCAUUUAUAAAAUUUAUUUUCCUGUUGAUGGUGACGUGAAUGAGCUGGUAUUUCUACUGUAAUUAAGAGUAUACGUACAUGCAUACAUACAGGCCUAGGCCAUUUUACCUGUAUUAUUGAGAGGUUGUGUCGUAGUUCGAUCUUUGACUUGAAUCUAAUUAUCUUUGAAUUAUGGCGUGCUGCAGAAGUGCUGGAACAGCCUGGUCCUGUUCUUCUGCAUUCGUUUGGGCCACAUUCAAUCUAUCCACAAAGCGCUUGGCCUUCAGCGUGACUGAGCAGUUAAAGUGCUUGGGAUUCUUUUCUCAGGCAACGUGUGCAAAAUGGAUGCUCUGCAUUUUUAGGACAUACUUGCCUUACUCAGUGUUGUCACUUCAAGAUCAACAAGAGUAAAGUCAGAGCGCCGUGGGGCUAGAUUGAAUAUGGCCCUUUUGUUACAUUGCUCAGCCAGUGUACCCAAGCUGCCAGUCCCACAGAUCGGUGUCAGACCUAGGUCAAAUACAGAUUUGUUUUGGAUUCAAAUACUUUUUUAUAUUUUACUGAUCUUGUCUGGUGUAUUGGAACCAAUGAGAUGCUCUCAAAAAGUGCAAACCCCACCUUCUGGUCAUAUCAGCAGGCUCAGUUACACCAGGCCAGAUCAAUAGAGCACAGAAAAGUAUUUGAAUCCAAAUCAAAUAUGUAUUUGACCCAGGUCUGAUCGGUGUAUAAAUUUUUUUGACAUUAAUCUGGGCAUGUCAGUAUUUAUUUGCAUUUUUAUAUUAUCGGUAUUCAUGAGAGUCAAAGGAAUUAAUGUUGCAAAUCACCUUGUUUAGGAAACAACUGCUUGCAUCCCGACCUGUGUGAGUCUUCCUGGGUAAAAGAUAUUGAGUGAAACGGCAGAAAACAUUUAAAACUAUGUUGUAAAAAUAUGUUGAUCACAACAGUGGUG
This is a messenger RNA of Anguilla rostrata (American eel), 2861 nucleotides long. RefSeq names its product protein FAM163A-like. NCBI's taxonomy places the organism in Eukaryota, Metazoa, Chordata, Actinopteri, Anguilliformes, Anguillidae. The transcript has 5 exons. Bases 768 to 1229 code for a protein of 153 amino acids. The record is from RefSeq and is a predicted model, not a curated record.